CGUGUGGGGCGGCACUGGGACCUGGGUUGCCCCGUGGGGCGGCCCGCGGGCACAGCGACCCACACGUUGCCCCCCCGCCGCCCCCAGGCCGUGGGCAUCUCGGUGGAGUUCGUGUCCCACCUGACGGUCGCCUUCGCGCAGAGCCGCCGUCCCAGCCGCGUGGAGCGCGCGGCCGAGGCCACCAUCAACAUGGGCAGCAAGGUGGUGGCCGGGGUGGCCAUGACCAACCUGCCGGGCAUCGUGGUUCUGGCCUUCGCCAAAGCGCAGCUCAUCCAGAUCUUCUUCUUCCGCCUCAACUUCAUCAUCACCCUGGUGGGCCUCGCCCACGGCCUCGCCUUCCUGCCCGUGCUGCUCAGCUACAUCGGUCCCGCACCGCUGGGCGCCGAGGGCGACAAAGCUGACAUGGAAGGCAGCAGAUUCGGCACGGAGGGCGGCAGAUUCGGCACGGAGGGCGGCAAAUUCGGCACGGAGGGCUGCAGAUUCGGCACGGAGGGCGGCAAAUUCGGCACGGAGGGCGGCAGAUUCGGCACGGAGGGCGGCAAAUUCGGCACGGAGGGCGGCAGAUUCGGCACGGAGAGCAGCACAUUCGGCACGGAGGGCGGCAAAUUCGGCACGGAGGGCGGCAGAUUCGGCACGGAGGGCACCGAGGCCGGCACGGCGCGGGGCGCAGCGAUGGCCAACCCCGGCUUUGAGGACGCGGCGCAGUGCUGACGACGCCGCUGCCCCCGCGGCCCUUUUCUGUGCCG
Lagopus leucura (white-tailed ptarmigan) is the source of this 746-nucleotide messenger RNA. RefSeq lists its product as uncharacterized. The annotation marks the transcript as partial. Gene Ontology annotation, cellular component: membrane. The transcript has 3 exons. The record is from RefSeq and is a predicted model, not a curated record. NCBI's taxonomy places the organism in Eukaryota, Metazoa, Chordata, Aves, Galliformes, Phasianidae.